Messenger RNA from Mugil cephalus (flathead mullet), 4094 nucleotides. RefSeq names its product retinoblastoma binding protein 8-like (gene rbbp8nl). The record is from RefSeq and is a predicted model, not a curated record. Gene Ontology annotation, biological process: double-strand break repair via homologous recombination; DNA double-strand break processing involved in repair via single-strand annealing. Lineage: Eukaryota; Metazoa; Chordata; Actinopteri; Mugiliformes; Mugilidae. Gene Ontology annotation, cellular component: site of double-strand break. The transcript is spliced from 15 exons. The coding region runs from base 286 to 2088 and encodes 600 amino acids. Gene Ontology annotation, molecular function: double-strand/single-strand DNA junction binding; damaged DNA binding; single-stranded DNA binding.
GGGGCCGACCGCUCCGACCGGUUCUCUGGGGUGGAGAGAUGAGAGGAAGAGGGAGAAAAAAGAGAAAGAUAGAGGCAGAGAGCGCGGAGGGUGUACGCGGGGCGUUCUUCCCUCGUCUUUAACGCACUUCUUUCUCCGCGAGCGCUCGGUUCAUCCGCGAGGAGGUUCUCAAGCGAGGGCCGCGACAGAAACAAAAAAAAAUAAAAAAAAGAAGAAAGAAAAACAGCCUGCGUCCAGGUGGGGAACAGCUGAGAGACAGUUUCCUGUGACUCGUUCUCGAAGGCAAUGGAGUGCUUCAAUGACCUCCUCCUUAAACUGCAGGAGGUCCACGAGCGAGAAGUGGAGGGAUGGCAGGUGAAAGUUCAGGAGCUGUCCAACAAGAAGGGCUGUGAUACGAAGCGGAUGGAGGAACUGUUCACCAGAAACCAGCAGAUGAAAGAGCAGCAGAGAUUACUCACCGAGAACAUUAAGACACUGGAAAAUAGGUUGAGGGCGGGGCUGUGCGACAGAUGCACCGUGACGCAGGAGGUAGCCAAGAAAAAGCAGCAGGAAUUUGAGGCCUACCAGAUGCAAAGCUAUCAGCACAUAGCUCGGAUGGUGGGAGACGUGAACAACCUGAAAAUGGAAAACAAAAGACUCAGAGAUGAAAUCAGGAAUUUAAGAACAGCACUUGAAGACCACGCCACCAGCAUCCUCACCACCCCAGACUUCAAACCGAACAGCUCCCCAGACCUGUCCCCCUCCUCCUCCGGGCCGACGGCCCCCGCCAACACGCCAACCAGCAGGACCUGCAACCAGCCACCAGAGGGCAACCUCACAGUAAAAACAGAGACGGAGCAGAGGAAUGAGGAAACUGAACACAGACACUCGAGAGGGACGAACCGAGCCCAUCUCGAGUCGUACAACUCGCGGCCACAUCAUGCGCUGCCGACCUGGAAGAACGAAAACAGUGGAAGCCGCGGUGGCGAGAGGAGGUCUGUUGACGGAGUCGACCAGCGCUCCUCCCUCCCUACACAAGCGCUCCACAGGAGCUCUUCAUCCUCGGCUGCUGGCGGAGAGGUGAAACCCAGCCGGCACGUCCUCCACGCUCCCGUCCCCUGCCGUCCUCAGCCGAUCAAGAGCGGCUCCGUGUCCCUUCCCUGGCCCUUAUCCGAGUCCUCUGACUGGGUCACCGUGGCGUCUGCAGGCACCAACCUGGCGACGCAAGCUCCCACCAAACUAAACAUGAUACGCUUCCCCAACCUGAUCCCGACGAGCCAGCAGCCCAGCCUGAGGAGGCAGAGUCUGGGCUCUUCUUCCUGGCAGAAGCAGAACGCCCCCCAGCCCCAGACUAAGGAGCCCACUGUGGUGUUGAGGUUGAAGAGUCUGAAAGAGCCCCCGGAGAGUCAAACUAAGCCCCCGGAGAAAAAGGAAAACCCGCCGCCCAAGCCUGAAAGGGUCUCCUCCGGAGAAGCACCUCGAGACCCGUUCGACGGGCCUCUGGACUUGUCCGACCGAGGGAAGUCCAAACCCAACCAGACGCCCAAAGAUGAUUCAGCCUUAGCUCUAGUAGGUUUAACAAGAGUAAGGAAGAACCCAGACAUGGAUGUGAGCAACUCAUCUGCUUUCGUUCCGGUAUCAUCACCCGUCAUUUAUCCCUCAUCCUCCUGCACACCGCCGGACAUACAAGAGCAAGAGCCUACCAGCGAUCAGGACCACAAGAUGGUCCAAGAUCAGGAGCAGAAAGAGGAGGUGAAUGGGAAGACAGAGCAAAGCAAUGGGAAGAAGGUCCCUGUCCUCACGAUAUCAUUACGUCCAGUAGUAGUGUUGGAGAGUCUGAACUCUGCGCUACAAAAGCAAGAAUCCUUAGCAUCAAACGACAAGUCGCUGUCGCUGUCGCCAGCGGACGAACCAGGAAGCAGCUCGGCCGAAGCGGACGAGGACGACGACGAGAGCGAGUCGGGCCGAGACAGCAACCGGGGAGGCAGUAGGAAGAGGCCACGUGUGGAGACGGACUCUGACGGACACUCAGGUGCAGACACAGGCAGCAUCCAUCAGGACAGGAAGAUCAAGAUCGCAGUGAGAGCUGAGGAGAAGAGCUCGAGCUGAAGAGGACGACGCUGAUAACGUUGACUUGGCGGAAGCUUCUCACUCGAGCAGUUGCAGUAUUUUUGGAAGCAUUUGUGUUUUCCCAGCGGUGACUCUAUUUCAGUUCAGUUUUGUGUGUGUGUGUGUGUGUGUGAGUGUUUGUGUGCGCGCGUGCAUGUGUGUGUGUGUGUGUGUGUGUGUGUGACUUCUCUUUUCACAAGAACAUUUCAGUAUUAAGGUUUAGAGGCAUCUGUUUGAAUUCUCCGUCGAGUCACCGUCUCCAAAGUUUAACAAAAAACACAUCUACGAAAACAGAAACGACUACGCUGCUUUCUCUUUCUCUUGUUGAAACUUUUAAAAACCUUCCGUGGAACCUUAGCCGUCAACAUUAUGUGUGGAGCCACCCUGCGCUGCUGGGUGGGGGGAUGAGACGCUAAAGAAAAAUCGCACAUUUUGCAACACAUCUGAGCCCAGUUUCACAACUCAGACGAGCACGAUUUAAAAGUGAAGAUGAGCUGAAACUCGACUGACAGUGGGUCACUUUGACUUCGCUCUCAGUGCCGUGUCAUCCCUGCGCAGUAGUAAACCUGCUGUUUCACAAAAAUAACUUCUUACUUCUUCUUACUUUUUUUUUUUUUUGUUGUUCCCCAGAAGGUUUGCUAACCUCAACCACCUUAAAGCCAAACUAAAUGAAACCGGCUACGUUCGGGGGGUCACCUUCAGUGCCAGUUUCCUGGCAUUGCUGUCACGGCUGCCUGGUUAUUUUUGUCUCGGAGACCCCCACCACCCCACCCCUUAAUGUUUUAUGCGGUUAACGAGGAGAAAAAAAAAAAAAAAACCUUCCUCUUCCUCUUUUUCAUUUUCAGAACACUCACAUUUUGCAAGUUUUAACUUUCCACUCACAGCUGUGGCAGCCUGUGUCGAGCCGUGCGACAAAAACCCAGUUCAUUAAUCAACAUUUUUAGUCGGUCAAUAAUACACUGUGGGCAAAAUAAAUAAAUAACUAUAUAUUUUUUGCUUACAUUUCUUAAUCAACCUCAGUAUUGAGCAAAACUACACAAUAUUAAGGAAAUAUUUAAAAUUUUAACCCUUUAAAGGAUUUAUUUUAAAAAAAGUCACAGAUAUGAGGGAAAAUACACACAAAAUUACAAAUUUUCAAUAAUAAAAAAGGAAAGAUGAGAAACAGGAGAUGUUUUACCUGGUAACACAGUCUUAGAUAUGUCAAAGAUCAGCGGCGUCAUUGACUUUAAAGUGUAUUUAGUUUUUGUGCAGCAUCAGAUUUUAAUUAAAACUCCUGCUCGAGCUUUUUAGCCCCAUUGACUCCCAUUAUUACACAAUUCAUAAUGUCCAGAAAUGACACUAAAUACCAAAGUAUUUUUCAAUGCUGGUGAUUCAGAGGGUUCAAUUAGGCAAUUUUACUGUAGAUUACCAAAUCGCACCAUUUACGUAGGCCUGUUGUAUGAAAAAGAUUAGUUUCAUUUUGUUUUUAUUUUUCCCCAUAUCUGUGACUUUUUUUAAAAAAAAUUGCCAUUUAAAGGGUUAGAUUUCUAUUAAAAAAAUACUUAGUAGUUUUGAUCAGUACUGAGGUCGAUUAACAGAUUUAAGCACAAAAAAAAUGAACAAAUAUUGACUGUUUUCAGCCACGAACGCUACGAAAGUAAGUUUUCUUUUAACGGUACAAAACAGUUAAUUAGCUCCUGAAGCACCUCUUUAGUUUAAAUAUAUAAACAUAUACAGCAGAAACCAGGACAGCGGCUAAAAAUACAGCGUAAUUAUUUUCUUUUUACUCUUUUCUUCUGCCUCGUGAACCCUGCAUGUACAGUCCUGAUGCUACUGAUUCCUAUGAUGUCUCUCUCAUGCCAUUAUUGUCCAUUAAGAACCAUACUCUGACAAUUAUAAGUGUCAUUUGUCGUCUGUGUGUUAAUUGAAAUGUGACUCCCUGCUGUGCUCUCAUCUGUCCAGUUAAAUCCUUUUACAAACUGUAUGUAUGUAUGCACUAUAAACGACUAUAAAUGACUUGAAUGUCA